Messenger RNA from Owenia fusiformis, 1573 nucleotides. Lineage: Eukaryota; Metazoa; Annelida; Polychaeta; Sabellida; Oweniidae. The record is from the annotation of a GenBank genome assembly.
CUGUUGACCAGUGUCUUAACUUAAGUGCGCAUGCGUAGAUGUUAAGAUUUCCCACGUAUAUGUUUGAAGAGCUUUACCAACAAAACACCGUUAUAAAGGGCUUUAGAGUUUUAUUUGUACGUGUCAAUAAUAGAGGAAUUUAGGUCACGAUUAAGCUCUUUCAAAGCGUCUUGUAGAACUUGCUUUAGCUCUUCGAGGUAUUAGCCGGGGUAUUAGCUACAGUUGGUUGACGUCACGACGCUGUUGAAGGUGUGAACGUACGCGAGUUAGUCCAAAAGCAAAAGACCAAAAUGACAGAUCCUGAUGAUAUUGAAUUAGAAGAUGUGAAGGAAGUCUUCGACCUGUUUGAUUUCUGGGAUGGUCGUGAUGGAAUGAUUGACGCCUACAAAUGUGCAGAUCUGAUCAGGUGCCUCGGCAUGAACCCAACCAAUGAAAUUGUAAUCAAAAAUGGCGGAACCAAAAAGGAAGGUGAGAAACAGUACAAAUUCGAAGAGUUCCUGCCAGUUUACCACGCCGCCUCAAAAGAAAAAGACACAGGAACCUAUGCAGACUUCAUGGAAGCAUUCAAAACUUUCGACAGAGAAGGACAAGGUUUUAUCUCAUCAGCUGAAAUGAGACACGUACUAACGUCCUUAGGCGAGAGACUCACAGACGACGAGGUAGAUAUCAUAAUAAAGUGCGUCGACCUACGUGAAGAUUUGGAAGGCAACGUCAAAUACGAGGAAUUUAUCAAAAAAGUCAUGGCUGGCCCACCAGAGGCCAACUAAAUGCGCAUGCGCAUUAAAGACCUGCCGCAAGCACCACUAUGACGAUAUGAUGUGUAUUUGGGUAACUCAGUAUUCAGGACGGCUAAAUAUUCUUGGUUGUAUUUGCAUAACACACUAGUAAAGUGCUGCUGAAAUAGAAUGUAGAGUACAUUAGGACUGAACAGUGAAUUUCAUCCUCCUGAAAUUAUGAGAAUAUUUUCACACGUGGAUAUUGACUGACGGAAAACGGCCAUCAAUUCUUGAGUCAUUACUGUACAUUAUUCUUUUCUAUUCCAUUCUGGAUUGAAUUAGUUGUAAUAUGCGUUUAUAAUAUCCAGUAGUGUUUUUCUAUUAUAGUUUGUGUUUGAAUAUUUAUCAGUCCUGAUUAUACAAAUCUCGUUUUCAUGAACUAUCGCGAGAGUGAGAUUUGAAACUUUCUGAUGCCCUCUUUUGCAAAGCAUCAAACGGACAUUUCCAGCGAUGCCAAUAUUCCAACUUUUAAAUAGGAAUGUGGGGCCUGUCUAAAAUGCGGAAUAUUGUGGAAUGAGAUGUCGUCUGCGCUGGAAGCAGUUGCGCACGCACACACAGGAAGGAAACGCAAAGGAUAAAGCAGGUUUUGAGCUUACUCAACUGAGGACAUUGGAAAACUAUGUUUUAAAACGAGAAUCUUGACAGUAUAUUCCUAUUAACCUAACAACUUUUGGAUGCAAAAUUGUGGUACCGAUAUCUGAAAAAAUGUAAACCUGUUUGAAUUUUACAUGUUUUGGAACACUGUAUCUCCUAACAAUAGUGCAAUAACAUUGAACAAUAAAAUCUGACCUCCACUU